AUGGCAACCCGUAGAGGCAUUCAAUCAACUGAAAAGCCUCGUUCCGUUUACAAAUAUCUUUCGGACCUCGGAUUAUCCGACACCCAAAUUAAAUCAGCCGUUCGAAUCACACCCCAAAUCGCGUUUUCCAGCAUUGAGAAAACACUGAAGCCAAAGAUCGAGUUCUUACAGAAUCUUGGCUUUGUUGGCUCAGAUUUGAACAUUGAUGCCAAUGUUGAGAUUCUUAAGAAUGUUUUGCCCAAGGGUACGUGUAAUGACGAUCUCCCGAAAGUUUUGCGGCGAUGUUCUGAUGUACUUACGAGAUCCCCGUAUAAAGUGUUGUCUGUAAAUAUCAAUUACUUACGAAGUUGUGGGAUUGUUGACUAUCAACUCUCUACGUUAUUGAAGCGACAACCUGCACUUUUUAUUAUGCAUGAAUCUCGACUUAAAGAUUUUGUUUCAAUGGCUGUAAAGGCUGGGUUUUCUCCCAACGGUACAAUGUUUAUUCAUGGACUUCAUUCUAUCAGUAGUAUAAGUAAUGCAACUUAUAAGAAGAAAGUGAAGCUGAUUUGUAGUUUUGGAAUAACUGAGAAAGAAUGUAUGAGAAUGUUUAAUUCGGCUCCUGUUUUGAUGAGGACUUCCGUUGGUAAACUUGAGGUUGGUCUAGAAUUCUUCAUGAAUGAGGCAAAAGUUAGCAAAUCAGAUAUUGUUCGUAAUCCUUUUUGUUUGAUGCACGCAAUGCAUGGAAGGGUGCUCCCUCGUUAUAGAGUUCUAGAGGUUCUGAAGUCGAAGAGGCUAACGAAGAAGCUCCCGAAGUUGAUCGAUUCAUUGUGGAUGCCUGAUGAGGAUUUCUUAGAUAAAUUCGUUCGUAGGUUUCCUGACAAUAUGAAUGAUUUGUUUGAGGCCUUUAGAGGUAAUUCGAGGAGAUAG
This is a messenger RNA of Cucumis sativus (cucumber), 909 nucleotides long. RefSeq names its product transcription termination factor MTERF5, chloroplastic-like. The transcript has 2 exons. Gene Ontology annotation, cellular component: chloroplast. Gene Ontology annotation, biological process: chloroplast organization; regulation of DNA-templated transcription. Bases 1 to 909 code for a protein of 302 amino acids. Lineage: Eukaryota; Viridiplantae; Streptophyta; Magnoliopsida; Cucurbitales; Cucurbitaceae. Gene Ontology annotation, molecular function: double-stranded DNA binding. The record is from RefSeq and is a predicted model, not a curated record.